Messenger RNA from Cydia amplana, 1949 nucleotides. Its product is annotated as zinc finger protein 271-like. Lineage: Eukaryota; Metazoa; Arthropoda; Insecta; Lepidoptera; Tortricidae. The transcript has 4 exons. The coding region runs from base 3 to 1919 and encodes 638 amino acids. Gene Ontology annotation, biological process: regulation of transcription by RNA polymerase II. The record is from RefSeq and is a predicted model, not a curated record. Gene Ontology annotation, cellular component: nucleus. Gene Ontology annotation, molecular function: RNA polymerase II cis-regulatory region sequence-specific DNA binding; zinc ion binding; DNA-binding transcription activator activity, RNA polymerase II-specific.
UAAUGGAGGAGUUACACUCGUGCAGUUGUUGCUUAGUGCGGCCUCCGGAGAAGGGCCUCAGGACGUUGUAUAAACAUCUCGGCAAAACAGAGAUAUAUUAUGAAAUGCUGAAAGACUGCUUCGAUAUAAAUCUCGGUAUUGGGAAUGAGGAGUGUGGUAUCUGCGAGGUGUGCGUGGGGCGGCUGCGGGAUGCGAGCGACUUCAAGCUGCAAGUGCAGCGCAGCCAGGCCCAGCUGCACGCGCGGCUCAAGGGAGUGCUUACUGCCAACAACAUCAAGCUGGAGAAGUCCGAGGUGGAGAUGGCUGACGGCGAGGUCGUGUCAGUGGCCAUUUACGGCGGCCCACCCGCGCCUUCAGCGCAACCUGUUCCUGCCGCGUCUAACCGCAUCUCUUUUGCGUCAGACCCGACCCUCACCAACCUCGACGCCACCGAGCCGGCUCCGGCGUCUAGCCGCACUAAAGUGCACGAGUGCGACACAUGCCACAAAACAUUCAAAAACCCUAAUGCAAAAACUAAACUCAUAAUCCACCGCCGCACCCACACUGGAGAGAAACCGUACUCGUGCAAUGUAUGCAACAAAAGAUUCGCACAAAAGAGCCACUUAAAUAGUCACUACGCAUACCAUAUUGGGAAGUUCAAAUUCUCUUGCGAACAAUGCGACACGAGAUUCACGCAAAAAAACCAAUGGGUUGUACAUAUGCGGAUACACACUGGUGAAAGACCGUACUCGUGUGAAAUAUGCAACAAAACAUUCAAACAAAAAGGACACUUAACCGUUCACAAAAAAAAUCAUUCGAAAUAUGAUCCUAGUCGUGUAGAGCCCGGAGAAAUAACAGUAUGCAAAACAGAGUGUGCAGAAGAAUCUAAAAAUCAAGUAUCCACCGAACAUAAGUAUUUCCCAUGUGAUAUAUGCAAAAAACAAUUUGCUGAACAAAAUUAUUUAAACACUCAUUUAAAAAAUCACCCUGGUGAUUAUCCAUUCGCCUGUGAAACUUGCGAUAGGAAAUUCAAGACGCAGUCUGCAUUAGAUAUCCAUAAGUACGAUCACACGGGGGGAAAACCUUUUAAAUGUGAAGAAUGCAAUAAACGAUAUACAUCAAAAAGCGCUUUAAGACUUCAUGCAAGAAUUCACUCCAAUGACUAUAGAUUCCCGUGCGAUGUGUGUAAUAAACGAUUCCUACAUAAAGACGCUAUGAGCAUACACAUGCGUGUACACACUGGUGAAAAGCCUUAUACCUGCGAGAUAUGCCAAAGGAAGUUCCCAUAUAGAUGUGGCUUAAAAAAUCAUUUAUUAGCACAACAUAAACAAAUAAUGGACAAACAGUUUUGUUGCGAUAUUUGUGGGAAACGAUUUGCACUACAGGGAACAUUAAGUAAACAUAUGAAUAAACACGCUGAGAAGGAAAGGGAAGAAAAAGCUAUUAAGGAAGGGAGGAAGGAAGAUCUCAAAACUUUUAUGUGUGAAAUAUGUAGCAAACGGUUUUCAACCAAAGGUAUCUUAAAAAACCAUAGAGAAAUACAUAAUGAAGAAAAACCUUUUGAGUGUGAAGUGUGCUAUAAGACAUUUCGGAUGAAGAAGUAUUUAGAAGACCACAUGAAGGUGCAUGAGAGCUUUAAACAACACGCUUGCGAAGUAUGUGGCCAACAGUUCAGACAUAAAUCUGCCUUAACGGUUCAUAUCCGACGAAUGCAUUCAGACAUCAGGCCACAUUGUUGUGAUGUUUGCAAAAAGGCUUUUCCAGUACUUGCUGAAUUGAAAGCGCAUUAUCGGGUGCACACUGGUGAGAGACCGUAUGCUUGCGAGAUAUGCUAUAAGAAGUUUCAGCGCCAUAAUGGAGUUAAGAAACAUCUUAUAAGUGUUCAUCAUGAGAAACCUUCAAAGUUUGUUAAAUUAAAAGAAUAUAAUAACCCUUACUGAAUUGAAGUAGUAUUCUUGUAUUUAAAUUUA